AUGGGCUACUUCGGCCUCAAGGGCGGAUGGCUCACCUUCUGGGUGACCAUCGCCUGCGCGACGGACAUGACACUAUUCGGCUACGACCAGGGCGUCUUCGGCGGCGUGAUCGUGACCGACGACUUCCUCGAGACCAUGGGCAUAGUCGGCAACGACAAGCUCCAGAGCACGGUGACGGCCAUCUACGACAUCGGCUGCUUCCUCGGCGCCAUCUCGACCAUCUGGAUCGGCGAGCGCCUCGGGCGCAAGAACACCGUCCUCGUCGGCACCAUCAUCAUGUCCAUCGGCGCCGUCCUCCAGACCGCCGCCUUCGGGCUCCCGCAGAUGUUCGUCGGGCGCGUGAUCGCCGGCAUCGGAAACGGAAUCAACACCUCGACCGCGCCCGUCUGGCAGGGCGAGACCAGCCAGGCGAGCUGGCGAGGCAAGUUGAUCGUCAUCGAGUUGGUCAUGAACAUCUUCGGGUUUUCACUGAGUAACUGGGUCACUUUCGGGUUCUCAUACCUCGGCGGCUCCAUCUCGUGGCGCUUCCCCCUCGGCUUCCAGUUCAUCUUCAUCUUCGUCCUCUUCGCCACCGUCCCGUGGCUCCCCGAGUCCCCACGCUGGCUCAUCGCCAAAGGCCGCGUCGCCGAGGCCGAGCAGAUCCUCGCGGACCUCGAGGACCGCCCGGUGGACGACGCCUACGUCCAGACGCAGUCCAAGGAGAUCCAGUGGGCCGUCAACUACGAGAACGAGAACGCCGUGCCGUGGUCCGACCUCCUCCGCGGCAAGACCUCCAAGGCCGGGGCCACCGGUACCAUCCGCCGACUGCUUCUCGGUAUCGGUACGCAGGCUGGACAGCAGCUCAGCGGUAUCAACGUCACUUCUUACUACCUCCCAACCGUCCUCAUUCAGUCCGUCGGUCUGGAUAACAGAACCGCCAGAUUACUCGCGGCCUGCAACUCCGUGAGCUACUUCCUCUUCAGCUUGAUCGGUAUCCCGAACGUCGAAAGAUGGGGACGUCGAAAGAUGAUGAUGUACGCCGCCGCCGGACAAUUCGUCUGCUACCUCGUCAUCACGAUCUGCAUCCGCUACACCGAGUUCCCCGGCCUCGCCCCCGAGACGCAGUCCCAGUGGGCCAAGGCCUCCAUCGCCUUCUUCUUCCUGUACUACGUCUUCUUCGGUAUCGGCUGGCAGGGGGUCCCCUGGCUCUACCCGACCGAGAUCAACAGCUUGUCCAUGCGUACAAAGGGCGCCGCCCUCGGAACCGCGACCAACUGGAUCGUCAACUUCAUGGUCGUCGAGAUCACCCCGCCCGGCAUCAGCUCCCUCGGCUGGAAAUUCUACAUCAUCUGGACCGUCUUCAACUUCUCCUUCGUGCCCAUCGUCUACCUCUUCUACCCGGAGACGGCCGACCGCACCCUCGAGGACAUCGACCGCUUCUUCGCCGAGAACGACGAGCUCCUCGUCUUCCGCAACCCGGACGCCACCUCCUCCAAGCGGCCCCUCAAGUACGUCGCCCAAGAGGAGGACCAGAUCGCCAAGCGCAACAGCGGCCUCGUCCCCGGCGAGGUCGAGGACGUGCUCCGCAAGCGGGGCGUGUCGGACCGCGCGAAGAAGGGGGAGUCGGACGAGGAGAUGGCGUUUGGGGAGCACAAGGAGAGGACGUCGGGGGUGUGA
Colletotrichum karsti is the source of this 1656-nucleotide messenger RNA. Its product is annotated as sugar transporter. The record is from RefSeq and is a predicted model, not a curated record. The transcript is spliced from 7 exons. Gene Ontology annotation, biological process: transmembrane transport; carbohydrate transport. Gene Ontology annotation, molecular function: carbohydrate:proton symporter activity. Gene Ontology annotation, cellular component: membrane. The coding region runs from base 1 to 1656 and encodes 551 amino acids. NCBI's taxonomy places the organism in Eukaryota, Fungi, Ascomycota, Sordariomycetes, Glomerellales, Glomerellaceae.